AUGUUGGUUUCCUUUUUCUGGGAAUCCGGACUACAUUUCCUCAUCCAACCCAAGAGGAGACCACAAUUGAGCCUUGGGUCCACACCAGAAACCCGAGUCGGUGCGUCCAGAAGGGAAGGAGAGGCGGCAGCCCCGGGGACGCGCUCACACUGCAAAGGGGAGCCAGUCGCUUUCGGUGCAAUGCCAUCGGAGGCAGCCCGGCCGCACCACUUAGGGCCGAACGGCAUUGACUGCCCUUCACUGACAGAUUGUGCAGGCACGCGAGAGAGAAUGAAAAGGAUGAGCCCGGGGACCGGAGGCCGGGAGGGGGGUGGGGACAGACGAUGCCGCCCCCUGCGGAGCUCGGGCUCCCCGGGAGGCUGCCGAGGAAUGAGGCUGGGCCGGCCCGCCACCCUCCGGCGGCCGAGGGCAGCGAGGUCAGCCUGGGAAGGACCGCCCGCCCCUGAUGUCCCCUCGGGAGGACGGGAGGGAGCCCAUUCAACACGAGCCCGUCCCGAGGCCGCCACCCCCACGGCCCCGCCGCAGCGCCCCGGCCUCCCGGCGCCCGUCCGCCGGGCCCCCUGCCACCGCCCCCAGGGAGGACGAGAAGGACGAGGCGAAGAGGCAGCAGCUGCCGAGCCUCCCGGGCGCGCGGCACGGGGGCGAAGGACAGCCCGAGGCACGCGCGUCGGGCCGCGGGACCGGAGCCCCGGGCGGCCAUCGCGCCGACCUCCCGCGCGGACCCCCGCCUCCGCGCGCCUCCAGCGGUCCAGGCCGCCGCCGGGUGCCCGCUCCUCACCUCAUCUCCGGGCGGGUGCGCGCUGCCGCCCCAGACACAAAUCAGUGCCCCUCACACGCCGCGCGCGCGGGGAGGGACGCAGGAUCCGCAGCCCCGCACACCAUCCCCGCCUGCCUCCCCGCCGACCCGGAGCCCGCUCGGGAUGCUCCCUCGCGAGCCGCCGUACUACGGAGCAACCAAGCUGCGCUCCCUCCCCGCGCUCCUCCACUCCUCUCUACCUCCUUCGCUCCCUAGCUCCCUAG
Molecule: messenger RNA, 1020 nt
Organism: Castor canadensis (American beaver)
Lineage: Eukaryota; Metazoa; Chordata; Mammalia; Rodentia; Castoridae
Source: RefSeq, a predicted model, not a curated record